UACUGCGGCGUGUGAAGGAGUUGCUCCUUUACUGCGAGCUUGCCAGCAGAGGAAGACGAGCAAAGAAGAAGAGAAGGCAUUGGGCUAGCAAAGCCAACGGUCUGUGCGUCCUAUCUUUGAUCAUGAAUAGCUCCAAGGAGGUCGUGCACUCCGCUGCCAAAGAGUUUCUACAGUUUGUUAACAGAGGGGCGUCUCCAUAUCAUGUGGUCGAUGAAUGCCGACGACGCCUGCUGGAGGCAGGAUUCAUCGAGCUGAAGGAGACGGAGCAGUGGGACAUCAAGCCGGCCAGCAAGUACUUUGUGACCAGGAACUUCUCCAGCCUCAUUGCCUUCGCUGUGGGCGGACGCUAUCUGCCAGGAAAUGGUUUCUCCAUGAUCGGAGCGCACACAGACAGCCCCUGUCUCAGGGUAAAGACGAGAUCUAAGAGGACGAAGCAGGGCUGUCUGCAGGUCGGAGUGGAGUGUUACGGAGGCGGCAUCUGGAACACCUGGUUUGACCGCGACCUGACUGUAGCUGGACGUGUAAUGGUCAAGAGUGAAGGUAAACUGGUGAGCCGACUGGUUCACAUCUCCAGACCUGUGCUCAGAAUUCCUCACUUGGCCAUUCACCUGCAGCGGGACAUCAACGACUCCUUUGGCCCCAACAAGGAGAACCACCUUGUGCCCAUUAUUGCCACUGCUGUCCAGGAGGAGUUGGAGACAGGCUCUGCAUCCUCUGGAGAUGCCUGCUGUGCUGCUAACACGGCAGAGAAACACCACCCAGUGCUGGUGAAGCUGCUGUGUUCGGAGCUCGGCGUGGAGCCUGAAGCCCUGCUGGACUUUGAGCUCUGUCUGGCCGACACUCAGCCUGCGGCUCUGGGAGGCGUGUACGAGGAGUUCAUCUACUCUCCUCGUCUGGACAACCUUCACAGCUGCUACUGUGCCCUGCAGGGGCUGGUGCAGUCCUGCUCUGGAGAAUCUCUUCCAGAAGACACCAACAUCCGCAUGAUCACGUUUUACGACAAUGAGGAGGUGGGGUCAGAGAGUGCACAGGGCGCUCAGUCCAACCUGACGGAGCUCAUCCUCAGCCGCCUCGCCUCCUCCUCCUCCAACCUCACCGCUUUCCAGCAGGCGGCGCCGCUGUCCUUCAUGAUCAGCGCUGACAUGGCACACGCGGUGCACCCCAACUACCAGGAGAAGCAUGAAGAAAACCACAGACCAUCUUUCCACAAGGGCCCAGUGAUCAAGUUUAACUGUAACCAGCGUUACGCCACCACGGCCGUCACUGCCUCUGUUGUUAGAGAGAUCGCCAGCCGUGUCAGUGUGCCUCUGCAGGACGUCAUGGUCCGUAAUGACAGCCCAUGCGGAACCACCAUCGGCCCCAUCCUGGCCGCACGCCUCGGCAUUCCUGUGGUCGACAUCGGAGGACCGCAGCUCUCUAUGCACUCCAUCAGGGAGAUGUGCUGCACCUCCAGCGUCCUGCAGAGCAUCACGCUCUUCAAGGGCUUCUUCGAGCUGUUUCCCACCCUGAGGAAAACGCUGAUCGUGGAUUAGAGGAGGGGAAGGGAUUAAGAAGGAUCACACGUCGUUUACAACAUGUUGAAAAUACGGCAACGCCUCCAGCUAAAACAUGUUCUAAACAAUUUUGUCCUGAGCACUUAUUGAUCUGUUUUAUGAAAUAAAAUUGUUAAAAAGUCUCUCUCUGUUCAGUGUGGAGAGUCUCGUGCUGCGGGAGGCAGCUGCUCCAAUUUAAUUUCACCUCAGUUUUAAUAAAGCACUUAGACGAGCCACAUCUGCUGCUCUGCCAAGUGUCUGGACAGAUUUUUGGCAGGAGGACGUCGAAUUUUAUAUCCAUGUUGCGCCACAUUGUUAUUCACAGAGGAUUAAAAACGUGCUGUUGUA
Messenger RNA from Solea senegalensis (Senegalese sole), 1880 nucleotides. It is a transcript of the gene dnpep, whose product is annotated as aspartyl aminopeptidase. Gene Ontology annotation, biological process: proteolysis. The transcript has 15 exons. The coding region runs from base 123 to 1532 and encodes 469 amino acids. Lineage: Eukaryota; Metazoa; Chordata; Actinopteri; Pleuronectiformes; Soleidae. Gene Ontology annotation, molecular function: zinc ion binding; aminopeptidase activity. The record is from RefSeq and is a predicted model, not a curated record.